CCCCCUCCCCCUGCUCCCCUCCCCUCCCCCCUUCGCCGGCUUUACGCCGUUUGCGUAGCGUGCCCCCAAGAUGGCGUCGCGAUCAUCGUCGUCGUCGGCGGUGGCCGGAGCGCGGGCGGCGGCGGCGGGGCUGGUGGCGCUGAGGGGGGCGAUGCGGCGGGCCCAAGGCGGCAGCAGCCGGCGCGUGUAGCGGCUGCCACAGCCUCUCCGCCUGCGUCCCCGCGCCCCUCGGCCGCCGCCCCGCGCUGGACCCGCGCCCGGCCCGGGCCGCCCCCGCCCCGUCGCCGCCGCCGCCCCCCGAGCGGAGGAUGAUGAAGCUCAAGUCCAACCAGACUCGCACCUACGACGGGGACGGCUACAAGAAGCGCGCGGCCUGCCUCUGCUUCCGCAGCGAGAGCGAGGAGGAGGUGCUGUUGGUGAGCAGUAGUCGCCAUCCAGAUAGAUGGAUUGUCCCAGGGGGUGGCAUGGAGCCGGAGGAGGAGCCCAACAUGGCUGCUGUGCGGGAAGUCUGUGAAGAGGCUGGAGUGAAAGGGACGUUAGGAAGAUUAGUAGGAAUUUUUGAGAACCGGGACAGGAAACACAGAACCUAUGUUUACGUACUUAUUGUCACAGAAGUUUUGGAAGACUGGGAGGAUUCUGUCAAUAUUGGAAGGAAAAGGGAAUGGUUUAAAAUAGAAGAUGCCAUAAAAGUUCUUCAGUGUCACAAACCAGUACAGGCCUCCUAUUUUGAAACCUUGAGGCAAGGCUGCUUGGCAAACAAUGGCACCCCUGUCAUGACCACGACGUACUCUGAGAGCUCGAUGUCCGACAUCAGAUGACUGAAGAUGUCCCUAUGAGAGAGAGAUUUUGGAAAACAGACUGAAACAUGGAUUUCCACCCACCCUCCUCCCUCCCUCCCUCCCUCCCCCUUUCAUAUUGCCUCCUCUGUCAUACAAGGCUUGGGCAGCAGCCUGUGGCAAAGCAAAUGUUCAGAGUGUUGCUGUUUAGUGCAAGAUGGGGUUUUAUUUUUUUUUUUUUUGCUUUUUUGGAUAUGUAUUUUGUAAAAUACAUUUUGUGCAUGAAGUGCCCCUUUCCCAUUACACCGCUCCCAUGGCCCGGAGAGCGAGGCUGUCAGUCUCGCCUCUGCCUUGUGUUCUGAAGUGUUCCUGUGUGUGUCAUUCCCAGCCAUAGCCAUUUUUCUUUUUCUUUUCUUUUCUUUUUUUUUUUAAUUAAAGAAGACUACAAAUGUGAGAUCAGUUCUUUAAGUCUUAGAGUCUAUACUGUAAGGUGCUGUUUCAGACCUUGUAUGAUGGUCACUUUCAGCACAUAUGUGUAAACUUUUUUUUCUUCCUUUUUUUUUUUUUUUAGAUGGAGGAAUCUAACUUUUUAAUUUCGCAGGAUUUUUUUUUAAACCUGGGCUGCUUCUGAAAAGGAGGGUUUCAUAAUUAAUCUGUUUUGCCUUGUUUUGUUGUUGUUGUUUUUUUAAAAGAAAAAAACAAUACCUUUUGUGACAGUGCUAGUGGCUGGGCCAGUUUACUCCCCCAUAACCCCUUACUCCUACCUGCAAUUUUAGUGCAGUGACACCUUGAAGUUGAGGGCAGAGUUUUGAUCACCUGCAGACAUCCCUGCUGUUCGGUUUCUCCUACAGCUUCAGCCAACAUUUCUGCAUUGACAUGCGCGUGAAAUGCAAGGAAUUGGUCUUUUACCACCCAGCCAAAAGCAAGCAGCCUCAGAUAUGCUUCGAUAGAAACUGAAUUUUCAUCCUCUGUGGUAGGAAUCAGGGAUUCUGAGUGGGGUUACAGUCUAGCAAACUGGAGCAUCAAUCACCAAUGCUGGUCCUGCUGGGUUGGAAUUCUUUCCCAUCCUGCUGCAUUUUGCUGGUGUCUCUUCUUGUCCACAUGCCUUACACCGUGCUGAACUGGAUAUUGUAACUUGUGCUAAAGCAUCGGAUUGUACUUACUGAGUGUUAUUGUACAAACCCUUGGUGGAAUGGCUGUUGCGUCCCUGAAAAGAAGUCCUGGGGAAAAAAUUCAGGUGUUCAGUCUCUUGUCUGUGGCGUUGCAGCACUUAAUUGCACCAUGGAGCAUGCUCAGAAGGUUUAAACUUUCUCUGACAAAGGUACAACCGGCUCCCAGGCAGCAAUGCUAGUGUGGAGUAGUACACCCUUGAAUAGUGUAGCUCCCCUGAUGCAUUGGCACACAUCACACUUUUGCUUUAGUUUUGUUUUUCUUGAUGUAAAUUCCAUGCUGUCUUGAUUUGCCAACAGUGUUGUCUAGUUGGGAAAUAAAAAUGGAAAGGGUUGGGCCUGGGAGGGGGUGGGAUAGGGACAGGUUUGGGAGGGGCAUUAGUUAAUCCCUGGCUUGGGACAGGAGCUGGUUGCUGCCUUCAGUGACUUCUCCUUUGUCAGAGCAGAGCCAAGAUGUGAAAUUAAAUCUGCAGUACUCUUUUUUUUUCUUUUUUAUUUAACACAAUUUAUUCUAAUAAAUGCUCAAGACUGUUCAAGAGCUUUCUCUCUUCCCAAUAGGGAAUUAUAAUCUAACCAUUUGAUAGAAAUGUCCACGGAGCCUGGGAUAUAAUGGAAAGUGAUAGCUUUGCUACUUUGGCAAGCAGCUGUUUGAUUUGAAACCCCUUUCUGUUCCUUUGCUGGUUCUCCCUGUUUUCAUCAUGGGGAGAGCAAGGCCAAAAGCAGUGCCAGUGAUCAACAUGAAAAGCCACAUGCAAGAAAAAUGCUGAGGCAUUAGUCAAGUAGUAGCUUGAAACUGAGCAUCUGGAAUUGAGCCUAAAUUACACCAGUUCAGUUCCCUUCGACUUAGAAACGAGUGUACAAUCCCCUCUUGGUCUUUGUUGAGCAGCCUAAACCGAACUCUGAAAAAGGGCUUAAAAUACUAUAUCCAGAAAUGUACAAGAAAAUAAAAGGAUCGCUCUUAACCAAGCCGUCAGCGGCACCUAACACAGCCAUUUACUGCCUUCAAUUGAUUUUGUCUUUCACUGUAUAGAUGAAUAUGUUGAAAAUGCUUUGCAACAAAACAGCUGGUACUCCCGAAAGGGUAACUGCAGUUUUAAUAUCAAUAGCAUGCACAUUUUUUUUUUGUUUUUAAAUCUAAAAAAAUGUUUUUACAGGGCUGUUAAACUGACAAUUUAGGGUAGAAUAUUGUUAAUGACUUGCUAAUGGCUUAUUUGUUUGGGUCAGAAAAAUAAAUUGUGCCAAGAAAGUAUUUAAUGUGGCAUGACUUGAUGCUGUUAAUAUAGUUCCAUUGAGUGGCUGGUGUUAUGCCUUUUUAACUGGAAAUAGAAGAUUCAGCACCUCAGGUGGAAGUAGUUUUUAUUGAACAGCUGUGCACUUAAAUCGGGAGCAAGGCUUUUUAUGUGUAAAUUUCUCUUCCCCUGUUGGCACUGUAUAUUGAAUUCACAUCCUUCCCACUGUCUGAGGUUCUGUAAUGCCUGAAGUAGCCAGGUGGUAUAUCCAUUUAAGUAAUGUUAGCCAAAAUGACACCUAAUUGGUUUGGGAUUGAUGAUUAAGCUACCUUUUUAGAUGCAAACAUAUCAAAUUUUUAUAAUGGCUCCAUAACUCUGGCAGUGGUGGCUAGCACCAACUUGAUUAUGACAGACUUCCAGCAUCACAAAGACUGGUGCUGCUGAACUGGUAUUGGCAGUAGUGGACAUUUUUACCAAAAAAGUAUGUAUUGUCCAGGCUGGCCCUAAGUUUAAAGCUAUGAUGUCUCUUUCUCCCUCGGUAAAUCAAGGCUGGUGCUGGUUUAACCAUCUGUUACAGAUUUGCCCCUUUCUUCUGUGACCUUCAGUACCGUUCCUAUCUUGAUUUGAGCAUGGGUUUUAGCUAGUGUAGACUUAGGAGCCGUCCAUAAAAUAGAGUGGUGGGAAUUUCUUGAUUUGGUUUAAAAUUUUCUUAAGAUUGUAAGAAUCUGGAAAGUCCAUUGGUAGCUUCUACUUGCAUGAAGAUUCGGUAUGUUUGCCUUACUGUCCUAAAGCAGAAUUUUCAUUUGAAUAAGUAGCAGAUAUUCAUUGCGUGUAGAGUUUAGCUUGGAGUUGCCAGUGAUAGGGUUUUCCUCCAUCACCUUUUGAACCUGAUAUUCCAAUGUGAAUAAAGUCAGGUUUUCAACUGGACAUCAAGAGGUCACUAACCCGACCAUUCCUAGUGUUUUGUCAGCUGUACAUCUUAUUCUGUGCAUCUCUAAGGAGGGUUCUCUCACUGGGGCUAACGAGCUGAAAGGCUGACCGCAGAGGAGGAAGAGUAAUUGAGUAGUGAGAUGGCGGGAGAUGGUUUCUCCCACACGCCCUAUUGUAGUGCUCUGCUUGGAAGUGAAUAAUGAUAGAAAAGGAGCACGGAGAAAGAGGUCUUUUCUGCACUAGAAAAACUGCAUGUAUUUUCUGACUGUCAAACACUGAUCCAGAUCUACCAGUGCUGCCAAAGUUGGGAGUUCUGGUGUGGACGAGCUGCAGCCUGCCAACUGCAUUUAAGAUGCUGUGAGCCAGACUUUUUAAAGGUACGUAAGUGUCUAAAAAUGGGGGGUGAUGGUGGAAAAAUCCCACUAGUGCCUUUCUUUUAUCUUUAGGUACCUAAAUACCUUUAUAAUUCUGACCUGGCACUACUUCAGUUUUGCUUAGAGCAGAAAUGAAAUGCUAAAAGCACCAAUGGCGGCCAAAGUUCAGUCUACACCAUGGUUCCAAUUAUAACUCACCCUGGUAAAGCUGAAGCAAUUAGUAACAGUAAUAAAAGAGAUUUAAUAGGGAAUAGUAAUGCCGCUGCGCACGUGCCCGCCCCCCACCCACCCACCCAGGAGGAGUAAGUUAAGAUUUAAGCUCUUGGAAAUAGUUCUCAAAAAGACAGUUUUGGUACAGUGAACAGUGAUUUCAGUGGUAUUACUUUUGUUCUCUGAUCCCACAGUUUAGAAAGUCUCUGUACAUGCAACAGAAUAUAUAAAAUCCAUGGGGGUCUUGAACCAGUUAUUGUAAAUCUUUUGGUUUUAACUUUGAAUUAAUUGACAUGUGAGGCCUCUUUAGAAGGGCAUUUAAAAAGGCAGAACUCAGUAUUUGUAGUAAAUAAAACUGCAUCACCCUGCUAGAAGGAAACUUUUCCUCAGGAUUUAAUUUUAUAUACAGGGCAGUCUUUUCUUCUGCCUGUUCUUAAGUAGGUGUCUUAGUUUCUUCACCUCUUAGUCAUACGUUUAUUUUUAUCCUCACUAAUUUAGCAAUGCUACUUUAAAUCUGACCAACAUUUUUUCCUCCUCCUUCUCCCCCUCCCACUCCCCCCAAAAUUGUCCACCAGUACAUUUUCCUCAAAUUUACCAGUUAGAAUGCCCCUAUAAUAGGCCGUCUUAUUAACAAUUCUGGUUAUUUCAGAUCCACCAUAGCAUAGAUCUAGCAAGUGAUCCUUACAAAAAAACGAUUGCCUGCUUUUUGCUUUAAAUGAUAGAUAAAGUAAAUUACAUUGUUUCCUACAUCUGCAGUUCAGCCUAUUUUAAGUGUCCUGAAAAUGAACUACUGAAAUGUAUAGCAAAGUGUGGAGCUCUUACAUCAGUUGCAAAUGAUAAGAAAUACAAGUGUAUGGCAGUGGCUAUGAAGCUGAUGGUUUUCAUGGUAAAAACACUAAAUGUGUUACGAGAGAUGACUGUGAUUAGAAGCAUACAGCUGAGUUCUUACUACUUAAUUUGGUCUGAGUCAUCUGAACGUAGCUGGGACCAGGUCCUGCUGUUCUUCAGGGGAGGGAAGAACAGGUGGGUAAGCUGAUAGGCUAGGUUCCCCUUGGAGGCGUAUAACUACUCAGGUCUUUGGAGCAGCUUCUAUGUGCAGCAUUCCCCUCAUCAGCUUUUCAGCCAACCUUUUCGUUCUGAGUAUAACCUUUUCAGCAAGGCUGACUGCUCACUGGAUGUUGAAGGCCCCAUUCAUGUAGAGGUUUUGGAUGGACUGGGCAAGCUUCACGCAGUUCUGGAGAGCGGUCGCUCGGCUCUACGAGAGCCUGAGCUCUUGCUGGCUUGAGAAGCAAGCGUGUUUGGGGUCUUUUGCUUGACACUAUGGACCUGGAAGUGUCCGAGGUAAGAUCUUAUUAUUGAAUACAUAUAGAUUAUGUAUUCAAUAAUUGACUUGGAACUCCGACAUUAGAGCGCCUUAAGCCUGGGCACGCAAGAGUGCAGAUGGUGUCCUUAAGGCUGUUCUGUCUAGUGGUCAUGCUUUAGUUUGAUGUAGCCGUGAGGGUUUGCCUGCUUUAAACUAAAAGCAAUUCGGGCAUUCAGUGAAAAUCAGUUAUGGCCACUAGCCCUUCUCAAGAUUAAAAUGCUCAAAGGGUGGAAGAAUUUACCUGCUGGAUUAAAACAAGGAACUGUACUCAGAGCCUGCGGUGCAGAUAGUUUGACUGGUUUUCCUUUUCCACAUUUAAAUUUAUUCACGUGAUCUGCAUUUAGAUUCAAAGUGCCCGCUCUAGAUUACUGUAUGUGAGCAUGUUAGUGGUUAGCUGUGUGGAUAUAUGCUGAUUAUAAGGAAACUGGAAAUCUUAGUGCUGUCAGGCCCCAGCGGGUAGUAUAACAAGAAACAUCAAGAGGAGAAUGAAGGAAUUUUUCUGUUCCGGUAUACAGUACUGCCGAAAAUAGAGCUAGUGUCUUCUGACCUCCCCACAAAGCUGGAUUGUUCGGUUUGUAGAGCUGAGUUUACUACAGAUGUGGGAAAUGAAUAUUGUGAACAGCAGGUGGAGGCUCAGACUUUUUUGUAGUCUUGGCUCUUGGCAUCUAUGUACAAAGAAACUACUGCUUAAUACUGGAAGAGCUGUUUUAUCCAUGUUUCCAUUGCUAGAUGGCAUGUAUUGUAAUUUAAGCCAAAAAUUCCCUGUAGGAGAUCAGAAAACCCUGCUGCUUUCUUCUCUGUGGCAAGACUUUAGGAAACAUGGAUGUUUUGCAUUUGCAUCUCUUAAGUGUAUUGUCUGGCAAAACAUUUGCCUUGGUUAACGUCUACUUUGUAAAAUAAGACUGUGGUAAAUAAUUUAAAACGUAGAUUCAAAAUGCCUUAAUUGGUAUAAAUUAAUAAGACUCAGUGGGACUGAUACUGUGACAACUAAUAGGUGUGCAGAUUAUGGAGCAGGGAUUCCUACUGAAGAUGCCCUGUGCCAUGACGUUAUAAGCAUGGUGUGCAAAUGCCACUGUCUCGAAGCUGGGCUAUUAAUUUAGGAGGCGCAUAGCAUCACAAGAGCUUCACAACUGCAACAUUUCAAGGUGAAGCUGUAGAAGAUAUUUAUCUCUUGAAAUUAGGGAGGAUCCUGUAGUAGGUUUGAGGCAGUAUAGUCAUCUCCUGUAGCAGGAAGACCUAGUCUGGAUUUUCUGAAGGUCGGCUGACCUGUUUACACUUAAUACCACUAGAUAAAGCUGAAGUAUUAGGCUAAUAUUACUGGUGAAUUAUAUUAACCUAUAACGUAACUUAAUCUAAGAAGAGAGGCUAGACAUUUCAGAUCUAGUAGCGUGAUAUUUCUUGGCAAUUGCAUAAAAUUUUGGAUCUGAUGGUGGGAGCAGCUGAAAAAUACUAUCUCCAUCAUUGGACCAUCAUUUUUAAUUGCUCCCUAAACUUGUUAGAUGAAGACGUGAAGAAUAAAACAUUUGGGCGCUGGUUGUGGGAAAAGGCCCCAUAAAUUCCUCCCGGAAAACUUCGGCAACAUGCUAUUAUUUGUCUGAAGAGGGUCUGUUUUUUGAAUGUUCCUGUAUUUGAACUGUUAAUUUAUGGAUCUGUCGUUUUACUUGAGGGAAGCCCUCACUGAAGUCCAUGUAGUUGUGUUUGCAGCUGGAGGGUGGUACAUUUUAUAGGUGGAAGCUUGUGUUUGCAUCCGCUGCUCUUUUCUGUCUGUUUAAAAUGGGCACUCUGGGAUUUGGCUUCUUCUGUCUUUUAUGUGUUUUGUAACUGUAAUUUUCACGUGUGCUCUAAUGGCAGAUACUUGGGGGUGCCCUCCAGUACCUGAAACUAUUAAACUCGUACCAGUGCUGGAAUAGGACGACGUGUUACUCGGUUGGGGAUUGCACUUCAAAGACCCUUCGCUUCUAGAUCAGAAGGAGCUGGUGUAGACAUCUGCCCUGAGAUGCCCUGUAGAGAGAGUUGCAACCAGUCCUUGGGUAGAAGAAGUCUGACAAAGGGGGAGGUAGGACGUGGGACCCUGGGACAAUGAAGACCUUGGGACUGAGAGAAGAGAGGGAAAGCCUCUCUGAAUGUUGCUAAUACCUUUCACUAGCAUUUCUGGGUGAUUUAGAUGAUUCUGAUCUUGAAUCUUCUUUAAGCUGAUCAUCACCCCAAAGAGCAAAAGCAGUUGGCAUUCUCCUGUGUACCACAAAGGCACCUGUUCAGUCCUGGCUGCACGACUAGGGGCAGUGGUGGCUGGGUGGGGGGUGCAAUCCUUGGGCCAGAAAAUCUGGAGACUUUGCUUUUGUUCCCAAGUCUAGCACUGGCAUUUUACAAGAGCUGUUGUGCACAGAUUAAACGUUUUCCUCCCCGAAGUACAAGUGCAUUUCCUUUUUCUUGCUUUUUAUUAUUAAAAGGGCACUACCUUCCCCCAUCUCUUAGGCUAAUGUACCUCCUGAUUUCUUUAUUACUUCUCCCUUUUAAAAUGGCAGUACUAAAUGCAAUGUUCUUAUGUGGGUAAAGGAUCUGUUCUUGUCUGGAAAGAAAUGGGUGAUUUCUGAUUUUUUUUUUUUUUUUUAUAAGUGCUAUUUUGUGCGCGUGUGUUUGGGGGGGGGCGGGAGGGGGUCAGUACUGUGCUGUUUUUACCUUCCCUGAAUGGAAAUCCAUAGCUGGCAGUAAUUCAAAACAGUGCCAUGGUAGGCAGUGAAGGAAAGGCAGUUUGAUUUGGAUGCUGUCAGUUUUGUCCCAUCCACCCCAGAAAAAUGACCGAUUUGCUGACAACAGUUGAUAGCAAUUGGUGCUGGAAAAUGUCUCAUAUAAACACAACAUUUGUCACACGCAAUCUGGCUGCCUGCCCCGCAUCUCAGUCGAGCGUUCUGUAGCUAUACUGCAAAUCGCACUGGCAAGGAAAGGCUUGCAGCAUCAGUUCAGCAGGACCUGCAAGUCCAUUCCUUAAUGCAAAUAGGGCUUAAAGAAACUGUUCUCUUCCUGCGAGGUGGAUUUGGUUAGGGUCAUUUCUCCAUGCGUAGCAGCAAGCCUCCGUGAUUGCUGUCAACGGGACUUGGAAGUCCCGAACAAAAUGUUCCCAUCUGCAUGCAUGAGAAGAGAGGGAAAUACUCUUGUGCGGGGCUUCGGUGUGUGGAGUAGAGGAGGAAAUCUGUUGUCAUUUCAGGAACUCAAGAGCAAUUUUAGCACUUAAGUGAUGGGCAAGUUUAAAGCCUGAAUCUCUCGUGUUCAGUUUAUGUCAAAUAGAGCAGAGGAAGUUCCAGCAGAUUAGUACCUUUUCUGUGUCAUGCUAUCGCCAGCCCGGUCCUUUGUUCAAGGAUACCCGUUGUCUGUCAUCCUACAGAGACUUUCAAACUAACGCUGGGCAGGCAAGUGUGCUUGAACAAUACCUCUGCAUAAAACUACUGACUGGAGCUCUGAACCCCACCUGCGGUCGCUGAUCUUGGAAAGACCUUCCUUUCCUUUACAGCAUCACCUCCUGCAUAUGAAGGAUUGGGACCCUGGACAUGCUACUUCCUAGGGUCCUGCUCAUUUCAACCUCCUGCAGCUCCUUUAGCUGCCUGCAUCCCUACUCCCUCACCUCCUUACAAUUUGUCUUUGCGAGGAGUUUUCUAUUCUUCUGAUGGAAGGGAGCACAUAAAUUGUCACCUAAUCAAGGAAGGGGGAAUAGGCAGGCUGAAAGGAGAAUGCUUUAGCUGGAUUUAAGAUGCAUUUAAGUGUUUUUUUUUUAUUCCCGUGAAAAAGACCGCCCCCCCUCUUUGGCAUUAGCUAUUAGUCUCAUGUGAAAACAUAAUUUUUGGCAGUGUAGAAUGGUGCUAGUUAUUUUCUCUGAAAUAGAUCUGGGAUUUCCACCUGCAUUUUCUAAGCAUCCUGUAUCCAGCAGCAUAGUUUUGAUUCUGUAAAAGAACCCAAAUCUGCACUUUCCACCCUGCUUUCUCUCUUCUCACAGAAACGCUAUGCUGAGGAAAUCUACUGGCACACCCCAGCUUAACGAACCGAAUCCCAGAUCUGAUCAAAACUCUCAGACUGUCUAUAAAAAAGAAAUAGCUGGUGUCCUUUGCAGUAAAACAGCACAAGUUUGGCUUCAGUGAGCCCUGAUGAGGCAUAAUUGUCUUGGACUUUGUUGUCAUUCCUUAUCUAACCAAGACACCUCCAAGACCAAAACGUUUGGGGAAUUCUGACUAUGACAGCUGUUGGGUUUUAUUCACUUGUGUCUGUACGUGGCUCUACCUGAGAUGGAGCAUUUGAAUUUAUCCGAACGACCAAGGACGUGACUUUGUGAGAUCGGUCCAGGUCCCACCCAUCGCUUACCCCUUCUGGUUACUUCUGCAGCUGGCAGAAUCAGCUGAAACUGCCAAACCAAGCUGUCCUUCUGGGAGAUGUUUUUUGAACAUCCCAGAUGCAUUGAGUCACUUAAAAUGUACAGAACUGGGACGCUGGCAUAUAAAUGCUAUAUCUGUGUGUGGUUGGUAAUGCCCUGUGUAUUGUAAGCUCCACUUAUUCCCGCUAAUGCUGAGAAUGGAUGUUUUGAUCGGAAAAAUCAAUGUUGACUCUCAUGCUACUGCUGUCUGCUAAUUCAGUUUUCAAAUGGAAACAUCAGAUGAGUUUUUGUUAUGCCAGUUUUCCCUCCCCCCCCAAGCAAGCCAGGUUGUCAGAAUUAAAAUAAGACGGGGAUUUUAGGAGUUUGAUAUUCAGCUCUCGAUUUUUUUUUUUUUUUUUUUUAAAUAAAAUUUGGACAUUGAAUGCCUUUUAAGAUUCCUUUUCUGGUUACAGCAUGUACUCUUAACCCACCACUUGGUGUCACGCUCCUUUUAAUAAAAUGGACCUUUUUGGUAAUAUUACAAGUUGGAAUAAUUAUUUAAGGAAUAUGAAAAUGGCAAAGAAGUUUCUGAAAGCGUUGGAGCGAAGUAGCUAUGACAGUCCCGGAAAUAUGUUAGAGGCAAGAGUUUUUGUGUGUGAUACCUUUUAUUGGACGAACUGCUUGAUUGGGGAAGAUUUAGACGCACUUGAGUAUCACUAUACCUUUCAUCAGGUUUCUGGGGGAGAGGCAGGCACAGCAGAGCUAAAUAGUAGAUGGAACAAAGGCUAAACGUGUUUUAAAAAAAAAAAAAAAAAACGUCCUCCCCCCGCCCAAAAAAGCAACCCCCCCCCCCAAACAAAAAACAACCCAAAUAAAACAUAGGAUUUAAAAAACUAUCAGGUAGCCAACAGAUGAGAGAUGCAGUAACAAACUAGGGAGUAGACUUAUCCUGUCUUUAUUUCCAUGUGGAGCUUUCCACAAUCCUUUGGUCCAUCUGCUGUUCAGCCCUGCUGUACCUGCUGCUCUCCCAGAGGCCCAAGGAAGGUACCUUCAUACUGAAAAGCUUGUCUAAAUCUAUCCUAACCAUGUGGCUGGUCUUAAAAGAGCUUUUUGUGGGUGAUAUCUUUUGCCAAAAAUGUUUCUGAAAUUUGAUUUUUCCCCCAAGUGUCACCAUUUUACCGACUUGGACUUGUCCUUGGUUUUGCAACUUUUUUUUUGUAAAAUCUACUCAAAACACUUUUUUUUUUUUCUUUCAAGGGUCAGACCUUUAGGACAAGCCUAGGGAUAACAGAGAUGCGUAUUCUCUUCUGCCCCUGUUAAGUCUAGGCUGGCCGGUUCAUUGGGUAUCUGGAUACGUUUGAGAUGUAUUCUUUUGAUAUGUUCAGAAACUAAUAACUCUUUUUGAUCUAGAUUCAGCUAUGAUAUCAUCACUAAACUCCCAAUCCCACUUUUUAAAUAAAUCUUUGUCUAUUUUGAGCCCCGUCACCAACUGAUGUAAUUCAGCAUAGCUUCCUCAGAAGUGCGGGGAGCUUUGCUGAACUAUACCAGCUGCCAGCUGGGCCCAUUACAUCAGAGUGCAGUUCCUUUCUUUUUUUCUUUCUUUUUUUGCUUUUAAAAAGUUUCCUCUCGGAGUUGUGUAAGAGGGGGAGGGCUUCGCUGUCUUUCUAAAAUUGGUGAAUGCAAGUUUGACAAGAGUGUAGGUUGUAAUCUAGUGCCAACCAAUAAACACACCAGUAUUUCACACGCA
Molecule: messenger RNA, 12137 nt
Organism: Alligator mississippiensis (American alligator)
Lineage: Eukaryota; Metazoa; Chordata; Crocodylia; Alligatoridae
Gene: NUDT3
Product: nudix hydrolase 3
Exons: 5
Coding region: 309-818 (169 amino acids)
Biological process (GO): diadenosine hexaphosphate catabolic process; diphosphoinositol polyphosphate metabolic process; diadenosine pentaphosphate catabolic process
Cellular component (GO): cytoplasm; nucleus
Molecular function (GO): diphosphoinositol-polyphosphate diphosphatase activity; endopolyphosphatase activity; bis(5'-adenosyl)-hexaphosphatase activity
Source: RefSeq, a predicted model, not a curated record